Hyaloscypha bicolor E is the source of this 624-nucleotide messenger RNA. Its product is annotated as YVTN repeat-like/Quino protein amine dehydrogenase. The record is from RefSeq and is a predicted model, not a curated record. Bases 1 to 624 code for a protein of 207 amino acids. NCBI's taxonomy places the organism in Eukaryota, Fungi, Ascomycota, Leotiomycetes, Helotiales, Hyaloscyphaceae. Gene Ontology annotation, molecular function: protein binding. The transcript is spliced from 2 exons.
AUGUUACGGGGGCACGGUGAGGAGGGGUCCGCGAUACAACUUUGGGACGUGGCCACGGGUGUGCUGCAACAGACGCUCGAGGAGCACGACGUCGGUAAUAAUAUGUUCCUAGUAGCUUUCUCGUCCGACUCGAGGCGGAUAGCGUCAUCUUCACCCGACGUUGUACGGCUCUGCGACGUUGUACGGCUCUGGGACACUGCCACUGGUGCACUGAAGCCGAAGCUUAGGAAUAAUAGCUAUUACGACUUGAUAGCCUUCUUGCCUAACUUAAAUAUACUAGCAUCAGAUUCGCACAACCAAAUAGCGUUGGUAGCACAGCUCUGGGAUAUGGCUACUGGCACCUUACGACAAACGCUCACGUCACCUAAUAGCGUUUCCAAUCCAAGGCGCGCCCUAGAAGGCAGAUUAGUAGCUUUCUCACCUAACUCGAGGCUGCUAGUUUUCGCACCAACCGACGGCACAAUAGAGCUCUGGGACACAGCUACUGGCAUGCUACAGCAGCAGCUAAACCACUCUUAUAGAGAUCUCCGGUUUGUAACCUUCUCCCCCGACUCAAGGCUACUAGCAUCAGCAGAUUGGGGUGGAUUGAUACUGCUCUGGUAUGUAGUCACCGGCAAACCAUAG